GAUUUAAUGGCAGAAUACCAUUUGAGACAGGGGAUGCUCGCUUAGCAAGCAAGUUUUUGUUAAAACAACGAGACACAGGAAAUGCACAGAAACCUUGCAGGCAAUAUUGUUAUGAAUCAGUCAGACAAUCUGUUGUAAGGGACCAUGCUGCUACUAUUUCUCUUAUAUUAAUAUUUCUCUAAUAUCCAGGCUCUGAAAUUUGCAGUAUCCCAAUAUCUAAAAUUUGGUUUUAGAUUCCAAACUGUGAAUGACGUGUAUAUUAAACGACUGGAUAUUAGAAAAUUUCAAACAUUAGGAAUUUUUAGGAUAAUGCUAAAUGUCUCCAGUGGUCUCCCAAUAGCUUUGGCCAAAUAAAAAUAAUAGUUGGUUUCAGGUUUCCGACCAACCUGUCAAAAAUAUGACCGACCAUAAACAUUUUAUUGACAUUUCCCAGUAGAAAUCAUCUUUUCGUAAAUAUAGCAGAAUAUAUAAAUAGUCAUCAGACUCAUUUGUCAACAAAUUAUUUUGUUUGCUUAUAAUUUAAUCAUUAUCUAUAUAGUCAUGUUAAUCAUAGUUUUACACAAAGAACAGUUGAAUAAAAUAUUAAAAACGUACAUUAUUCUCAGUAAUUUGACAUGGGAUCUACGGCAGAAAAAAGAUGAAAAUGCCUUGAUGUAUUUGUUUCUUGCAAGAAACAAAUGCAUCAAGGCAUUUUCAUCUUUUUUCAGCCAUAGAUCCCAUGUCAGAAUACUGAGAAUAAUGUACGUUUUUAAUAUUAAACACAUGUGGCUUGCAUGUACUGUAACAUGUUUCUCUUGAAACACAUGUAAAAACAAUAAAAACUAAGAGUUUAUAAUGAGUUGUAACUUAUAUUUAUUGCAUACUCGAGAUAAAAUAUUUUUUAAAAUAAAAUGUUUUUCCCACCUACCUACCCAUAUAAAACAUGGCUGUGAAACCUGAAACCAACCAUUUUUUUAUUUGGCCUUAAUCGAGUACUAUUAGGGUGAGGUGGUUUUAAAGAUGCGGUGUUUUUUAAUGUUUGUGGGAGAUUCUUUUUCGCCAAAAUAGAUGAUUAUCAUCUACAGUAUUUACUUUUUGACAAUUGAUGCUAUCCAUCUACUUUGGAGGAGACUGUGUUGCUGUGUAGGUAGUGAUGAUGUCAAGACAGUACUGAUUGUGAGGGUUACAACUACAGAACUAGAAGAAUAUAAGCAGAAAAGUACAAGCAGAACUUCAAUGUUUCGAGUGUAGGCCCUUAUACUAAAUCCUGGGCCUUUGCUCAAAACGUUGUAUUUUUCAGGUAGUUGUAUCGCUUUCAAUCCACAGCUGCCUAGAAUGACAUACAUAAUUCUGACUAUGUUUUGCAUGCAUCUUUAUGACAUUGAUUCUUUACAGGACUUUGUGUCAUCAGAUGUUCAUUCCGUGUGUUAUGCAGUGAGUGAGAAGAAAAACAUGGUUGUGACGUAUGAAACAGUUCCAAGUGUUGAUAUGUUUCAGGUAGAUCAUGAUAGGCUGGGGUUAAAUACAUUGCACACCUAUAAAGUAAUAAAAUUAUGCACCUACAUACCUACAUGUAUGUUAGAAUUCAAAAACUGACUUCAUUCUAUAAGUUCUACUAUCACUAUCAAACCACUUCCCUGCCCCCCCCCCCACCCAUUUCUUCAGGACCAAUUUUGCAAUGUUUUCCAAAACUGAGGAGAACCUGGGGGGGUGUAACCUCAUAGUGCAUUCAUCUCUGUGUCUAAAAUGCAUGAAAUAGCAUUUUGCAGACCUAAAAAUAGCAAAAAUUUCCAGGGUACUCGUUUGGGGCUGGCUACAUCCCUGAUGUACACUCUUCUCACAUCAAGACGAAGGUGCAAUUAUAACCAGAAAACUACACUAGGAACUGAACACAACAUGCAUCAAGUCAUCAGCCAACUAAAUAUUGUAACCCUGUAAUUUGUACAUUACAACUCUUACCUACUGCUUCUGUAGAUUGGUCGUUCAUCAGACGUCAAUGACUGUGUGGUUAUGGAUGUCGUCCCCAAUGCCGAGAAAGCGACAGACUGUAUGCUCUCCAAGAGCACAAUAUCACGUUUUGCAUGUCGUAUCUAUGUUGAUCGAUCCCCACCAUACACAGCAAGAAUUUAUGCUGCUGGCUUUGAUAAAUCGAAGAAUAUUUGCCUUGGGGUAUGAAUUCUAAGUAGAUUUAAUGCUCAACAUUCUUAAUAAACUGACAUAUAUCACCCUGAUGAGCAAGUGUUUGGCAGUUUGCAUGAGAUUUUCAUCACCGCUCAUGCCAAAAUUCGCUUGGCGCUAAAUUAGGGUGCAAUGCAACUUAAUGGGUUAAAGUUGAUGAGAGUGAACAAAUGCUCGUUGGAUUAAAUGACAGUAGUAUGAUUGAAAGAAGGAUUUUGAACUAAAUACCUGUAUGACUAAAAACAAGGAUUUUGAACUAAAUAAGACCAAAUAUCUCAAAAUUCCCUGCACUUCUGCCCCCUUACCACCAUUAGCAACUGUGCCCCCAGACCCCUGCUGCAGCUGUGCUAUACACCCCAUGGCCCAUUGCUCAACUCCCCCCAAAAUUUUUGCCCUCCCCCCCAGCAAAAUCCGUCUAUGCAUGACUUUGAGCUUCUUCUUUACAGCCCAAAGCAAUCAAAUGGAAUCAGGAGAAUGGCAUGAUGGAUGGAUUAACAACCAAUGGAGUGCUCAUCCUACACCCUCACAGUGGCCAACAUGGUGUGAUGUUUAAUGGCCCGGGGGUGUGGAGGGAGGUCUCUAUUGCGGGCGAUAUUUAUGGUCUCAGAAAAGCGAGAUCAGAUCGUGGGGCAGGGAAAAAAGUGAGUGAAAAGAUGCAACUCUGUUGUAAUCCUCAUAUUCAGUACUUCACGGAACACCUCUUUUGUUAAAAACAUGGCUUUCUUUUUGAAACAUGUGGUAUGGUCAUGGCACAGUGGUUAGUGAUCUGCCUGUCACCUCUGUGAAUGAAUUAUUUAGUUCAUUAGUUAUCUGUUAUACAUGUAAGCCCCGGUCAAACGUGGAUGAGAGUUGGGACAUGCAUGCGGGAAUGCCAUACAAAAUUUAACCAGAGUGGAUUUAACAAUGAUUUUCAAUAACUAAUGUCGACUAUUUUUACACUUAAAAUGUUUUGACAAAGUAAUUUAAAAAACAUAUCGUUCUUGUUUAAGUUUCACAAUCAAACUCAGACUCCUUGAAAGCAGUAAACCAUUGCUCUUGUUGCUCCACAUGACACAGUCGGUAGAAGCGAGGGGGCCGAGGCCCAUAUAGGUAUGAGCUAUACAAGCUCUACAAAACAUAGGUUUGAUAAGUGUUCCAACUAUGUUUUAACGUCAAUAGAAUACAUGAUAGUGUUGGGAAAGCAUUAAGAACAGUUAACCAAGGUCGAGUGACUGCCAACUCUCAUGACUCUCAUUCUCGUUUGAUCCGGGCUUUAGCCUCCAUGGACAACUUGCAUGUUAGACUAAAUUUUAAUCUAAGUAAAGAGAAGGGAAUCAAACACCACCGCUAAAAAGAACAUAAUGAAAUUAGUAAAAUUGCAAAAUUUGGUAACGAAAUGUUGUAAAAUACAGAAAAUAUAGCCUUGCGAAGUUUGCAUAUUUUCAGUAUGUUUGUAUUACGUGCGGAAAUUGUUACCAUUUCCAGCUCAAAAAUGGUAACAAUUUCCGCACGUAAUACAAACAUACUGAAAAUAUGCAAACUUCGCAAGGCUAUAUUUUCCGUAUUUUACAACAUUUCGUUACCAAAUUUUGCAAUUUUACUAAUUUUAAUAAGUUCUUUACGGGAAUUUACUUUUUUUUGCCUAAAUCAAAAAUUAGUCUAACAUGCAAGUUGUCUAUUGAAAGCGAGGAAAAUGCUUCGAGACUCUAUCAAACACCGCAGGUUUUCUCUGGGGACUCACGUUUUCUCCUAAAGUCGCACUGGGCUAAGAAGGGAUGGCACUUACUGGACCUCUAGGCUGAAGAAAGAAAGUGGAAAUAAAGUUAGAUUUGGUUUAGUAUGUUCCCUCCUCAAAAACACGGUUUUGAAGCAGUUUUUGCGUUGAAAAACCGCACCUUCAGAACGCCAUACUCCUUCGUCCUUGACGUUAAAAGAAGAAAUAUGCAUUUUGUUACUUUCAGAUUGCAAAUGAAUCGAAUGUUUUAGUGGAUGGCACUUUAAUUGAUCUCUGUGGAGCAAUUUUGUUGUGGAGGUCAAGAGAAGGAAUUGCGAAAAUGCCUGUAAGCAUUUAUAGUUUUGCUUGGCGACAAUAUAUGUUUUGGUUUGUGGAAACACUAUGUAUAAUUGCAGAGUUUAAUCGCUGUUUUCUCUUCUUACAGUCUGUUCGUGAUAUAGAAGAAAUAAGACAAAAGUUAAAUGCGGCCAAGCCACAAUGCCCGGUUGGACUUAUGACAUUAGAAUUUCCAUCGAAUCCAACCCGACCAACAAACGUAUGUAUUUUCGUCAGUCUGGUUUCCCGAUCGACCAUCUUUCUCUGUCGACCCUAAAUGUGCUUUUUAUGCGCUUGGGUUAUAUUUUCUUGCUACCCUAUUUUUCCCCUAAACUUUAUUUUUGGAUUUGCCUGUCAAGGAAGAGAAAUACAUUUUCUAGGCCUGGUUCAAACGAGUACAGCCCGGUCUAACAUUGUUGCUCCAACUACUGUAUGUUGGACGAGUAGUACAUACUCGAUCCAACGUGUUCCAACAUCAACGAACAUCAUCUACAGGCGUGGAAAAAGUAUCGGACCACAGGACCAUUGGUCCCAGAAAAUUUUGGAGUUCCCAGAAAUGCAUUUUUAGUAGCCAAUCUGAGACAUCUGGUUUUCAAUACCCCCAGAUCCCCCUAGUAGUGGCCAUUUUUUUGGCUUCUGUAAAUUUCCCUUAGGAUCGGACCCUGAUGCAUGUAUGUUAUAUUCCUGAAAAUAUAUAAGAUUCUCAGUCCGUGGAAAAUUUUUGUUUCUGUUAAUAUAGCAUGUCAUGCCGUUUGAUAACUUGUUAGUGUCACAAAAGUUGCAGCUUUCGAGUGUCGAUUUACUUGAUUAUUUGCAGAAAUGUUCUCUUGCGGUCCCAGAAAGUAAAAUCUUUUUUCCACCCCUGAUCCAGUGAUCCCCAUAUAUAUCUGGAGCGAGAACUGGAAUCCAAAAACUGAAGCCAGCUUCGUGUUAACCGCGCAGUCAAAAACAAUAGAAAGGGACUGGAACUGACGUCCAAUAGCUCUUUCAAUUUCCGCCAUCUUGGCAAGAAGUGUGCCGAUAUUUCGUAUUUUGACUUCGAUUUAAAGAAUAACACUAUGGUUUUCUGAACUGAAAACUUGGUUAGCGAUACGGUCCGUUAGAAAAAACUGGAAUUAGCUUGGGAAAUGAUAUAAAAACUGUUUACGACCUUCAGAGCUAUUGGUCGUCAAUUUCUGCCAUCUUGGCUUCACUUUUCUCAUUGACCGAAUGACUGAAGUUCUUACUCCAGAUAUAUAUAUAGAUCUCACCAGGGGCCGGUUGUAUAAAACUCUUAAUCACUUUUUAAUCACUAUUUCGUAGUUAAAUAGUGAUUAACUCUCAAAUAGGCGCUUCUUAUUGGAUGACGUUUGCACUUAACUAUAGUUAACUUUAAUUGCUUUUUUAUACAACCGACCCCAGGCCUCGAAUUUCCCUGAAAUCAAUCGACGGCAAUGGCGUUAAAAAUUGCCGUAAAACGUAACAGCUGUCUACGGCAAUUUUGGCAGUUUCCACGGCAUUUUUCAAAUUACUGUAAUAAAAAUUUAAUUUUAUUGUUACUUUGGAUUGUUGACAAGCUAGAAACAUGUCUACGUAUUUUUUUAGUGUUUUUUUUUUCGAAGAAAACUGAGACUAAAAUAGUGAUUUACGCAUGAUUUGAUCAACAUCUGAAUUCAAGUAUCAAAGUAGUAAUGUACAGUGAAUAGUAUAAAAUUACACUAUACGGCAAAAAAAUUGCCGUCGUUGCCGCAAUGAUCCACGGCAUUUUGUUCUCCCUCUACGGCAAUUGCCGCGAUAAAAUUCGAGCCCUGGAUCUCACAGUGUUAGACCAAGCUGUUGGCUUUGUCUGAACGGGCUUUAAUUCUCAUUCUCUAGCGCACGCGUUCCAAAACACCGCACGUGUAUCUAAAGUGUGGUCAUGUUCACGGCUAUCACACGUGGAACUCGACGAUGUAUGAAGGAGUGGAACGAACAUGUCCCUUGUGUCGACAGAUUGGACCAUAUACGAAGCUUCAGCUUGGUGUCGAGGCUGCGUUGUGGGUAGAUUGUAAACCUGAAUAUUACGCCUUCGUUCCUUGUGCUCACAUGUGUUCUGAAGCAACAGUAAGGUACGUAAGGUUUAUUAUAUAAUACCUUAUUGAAUUCUAAUCGUUUAAUUGGCUGUUUAUGGUCACGUGAUAUUGAAUAGAAAUUUCCAUUUCCCAUGAGUGCAAUGGAAAUUGGAAUACGUUCCAUUGCACUCUUUGCGAGUGCAAUUGUACUAUACGUUUUAUUGCACUCUUUGUGUUUUCGAUAAAUCGCAUCCGUCAAAAUGCUUCUCAUGCAUACGAAUCUAUUAGUCUAUUUUGGUAUUAUAUAAAACAAAUAAUGAAUGGUUAUUCGUGCAAUGGUAAGAAUAUUUUCAUUCGGUGAAAGAUGGAAUGUUCCAUUCAACUCGGCUGUCGCCUCGUUCCAUUCAACUGGGCUGUCGCCUCGUUGAAUGGAACAUUCCAUCUUUCACCGAAUGAAAAUAUUCUUACCAUUGCACGAAUAAACAUUCAUUAUUUGUAUACUGCUAAACUACAAUCACAUCGUUGCUACCCAGGUCACAACUUUGGAUAACUCGCAUGCCUAGUUACUAUGGUUUUAAGCCUGGCGCACACGAUGCGAUUUUAGGAACUGGCUUUCAAGUUUGGCUUCAAAUUUCGAACCUGACAUAACUAACUCUAAUUAUACUCAGGAUAGGUCUAGAGAUCCAGUAUAAUGGUAGUCUCUUGGUGGCCUGUGUAACUACAGGAGAAAACUAGAGAAAUCCUGUGGUUAUUAGCAGAGUCAGACUGGAAGAGCUGUUCGCACAGACGACUGCAUACUGCAGGAAUCAAACCUCACUUACAGAGACGAAAUUCUCAUCCACUAACUACCCAGUGACACUAACACACCCAAAUGUGCAUGUACAAAGCCCGGUUUUCAUAUACCACAAAUCAUCAGCGAUGCUCAACUGACUCCAUCGUCAAUGGUCAUUGGUGUAUAAAAUUAUUUGUCUAUCGGAAUAGAUUUUCUUAAUUAAUCAUCGCCCGACGAAUUGCGAUAUAUGAAAACCAGGUUUCAGCCAUUGCGUAUUACUUUUUGCUUUAUUUCGACUGAUUAUUAUCUCUGAUUCCAGGUUUUGGUCUCAAGUACCGUUACCCCAUGGCUGUCACGCGUUUCGGGCUGCUUGUCCUUUCUGCGGAACACCUCUUCAAGAUGUAGAGGGAUUUGUCAAGUUAAUUUUCUCCUAGCACAUUGCUGAUGGCGUGCAGACCUUUCAUACUGUUGUAUGUAGAAUCACAAGAAUACGAAGGUACAGCAGAAGUGUAACUCGAGUUGGUUCCCUUAUUUUUUUACGUCCACGAAAAUUUUAACUCGCUCACGCCAUCCUGGCUAGUACAACCGGAAGUUUUUAUCAGGUUUUGCUAGGUACAAAGUGCCGGUUGUACUAGCCAGGAUGGCGUGAUUGAUGACGAAUCGCUUGUAAAAACGCGGACAAAUACUUGCUUGAGUUACACUGCUGCUGUACCUUCUUAUUCUGUGGUAGAACAGACCAUUUGCAGAAUUACUGGAGCGUAGCGUUAAGGACCGUUUACACUUGCAAUUUUCGCUGUGAUUCCUAGUGCGAUUUUCUCCUUCUGAUGUAUGUGAACGAGUAGAUGAGUUACGAAUGUUCGGAGUACAUGUACCUUCAUGUGAACAUUCAUAACUUAUCCACUCAUUCGCAUCCAUCAUAAGUAGAAAAUCGCAGCAAAAAGCCUUAGCCUCAACUUUAUUCUUUCAUUUCUUUUGAAUUUUAUUCAGCCUUGACGUUUCUGUCUGUUUUCAAAAGAAUGAAGUCCGUGCUCCAGUAAUUGUGCAAAUGAUCUAUGUAUGUUGCAAAACGACGAGAUAUAUAAUAAAUUUUUCUUAUAAUGACGUCAAACGCUUGCCGUAAAGGUCGGAUCGCUUCGCGAGAAAAAAUUUCGAUUCUCCAGUGAGAGGAUGUCAGUUCUACUCACGGUGAAAGGAAAAAAAAAGUGGAAAAAUUCAAUAGAAUCAGAACAAUUUUUCGCGAAGAAUUCCGCCAUCGUGAAAUCAAGCCUUCAUGCGAUGUUACACGGGACAAUUUUUAGCGACAAUUGGCAAUGUGAAUGCUGUUACAUGACAUUUAUUGGCUCGCCAACGAUUUGCAUUGGUUGUUAAAAAUUAUUGCGUGUCACAUCCGGGACAAACGAGAGCCGAAGUGUUUAUCCGCGUUGAACGUCAUUAUGAGAAAGGUCUGAUGUAUUGACAACGGGAUAAGGGACUUAAAUGGGACAACUGGGAAUUCACAGCAUAUACAGAUACAUGGACUUCUUUUACAUGCAGGGGCGCAACUUGACUGUACGUAUUGAGGGGAGGGGGGCUGUGAGCUCUUCUUGCCCAACAAAAUGGCGUGGUCACCAACCAAAGCCGCGCCCACGAACGGAAACGGAAAAUUUUCCCGACAUACAGCCCAACGCUAGGCAAAAUUUGCCUGAGUAUCAUUUUUAAACUUUGGGUGGUGUCACACACACCCCUCCCUCCCCAGCAGUUGCGCCCCUGUUUGCAUGCUUUCACAUCAAAUCCACACAUCGCAAAAACUAUAACUCGCAAAAUCACUGAGGAAAACGCAACUUGCAACAAGCUUACAGCAGAUUUGUAGCAAGAUGUGACUCGUAUGUGACUUGUUGCAAAGCCGUGCUGUUGACACAGACUGCUAACUAUCUUGCUACAAACUAAACUUGUUUUCAAGAUGUGAGCUUUUCACGUGUGUAUGAUAGAAACAUUAAAAUGGGCAUUUACGGCAGACCGCUAACUCCAAACGGCUAACUUUUAAAAAAUGCCAUUUUGAGCUCGAUGUCAGGACAAUUUGUGCAUUAAAAUUGUAGCAUGAAUUUGCUACUUCGCUGUCGAAAGUGUCGAAAACUUGUAGAUACGAUUUGAAGUUUGCCGUUUGCCCUUACCGACGCAAACGUCAAUCUUAAGGUCUGUAUCUUUUAGAAGCAACUACAAUCACUUUCAGAAGUUGUUGGGACACAUGUAGUUUUACAUUGUAAGUGGAUCAUUACAGUUUGUUACACACAAUAUACCGCUCCCCUCCCCAAUCAAUGUUGCCUUCUCAAUUUGAAUACCAAAACACAUCAAAUCUGACGAAAAAUGGCACACAUUUUAAUGGUAAAUACCUUACCUAAAAGCUAAAAUAAAUGAAACGGUAAUGUUUGAUACAGGGGGAGGGGGGUUGAUGUGUGUUGAAAUUAAAGGUUUUUGUGGCAUUUGUCCCAAGACAUUCGAGAGUGAUUGUAGUAUGUUGGAUUCUGAUUGGGAAUCGGUAUUUAACGAUGAGUUAAUUUUAACAAUGAGAUAAGUCUGUCACCUUUCAAUUUGAUAAUAAUUCAGUGCUUUUAUUAUGUGAAUAUUAAAAUUUUGUACAUUAUUUGUAUUAAACUGAAGUUAUGCUGC
Molecule: messenger RNA, 9634 nt
Organism: Paramuricea clavata
Lineage: Eukaryota; Metazoa; Cnidaria; Anthozoa; Malacalcyonacea; Plexauridae
Source: the annotation of a GenBank genome assembly